Caenorhabditis sp. 36 PRJEB53466 is the source of this 291-nucleotide messenger RNA. The record is from the annotation of a GenBank genome assembly. Lineage: Eukaryota; Metazoa; Nematoda; Chromadorea; Rhabditida; Rhabditidae.
AUGUCGGCUCUCGUCCUUAUCCUGGUCAUCUCGACCAUUGCCUUAGCGCCAGUGCACGCCUUCUACCGCCAGCCCGGUGAAGGCCAUACCAGAAGAUGUCACCAAGAUCUAUGGGAGCGCGUACUCACCGCAUGCGGAGGAUUUCCGGAUGGUAAGUCUGUCCGAAUCUCUUCAAUAUAACAAUCAGUAUUUUCAGGCAGCUCCGGUUUCUCGAUCUUUACACACUGCUGUACAAACAGGUGCCCAGACAACUUCAUACGGAUGAGGGUGUGCCCGAAAACGUUCAACUGA